UCUCCACAAUUUUCUCCUGGCCCCUUCUUCCGUUUGUCCACCCUAGUUUGAGCAUUCCCCCAUUCGACCAAGAUCAGAGCUUUUUCGCCACAUUUUCUCGUUAAUCGUCUCUCCAUCCGUCCGCAAGAAAAUGCAACGCAAGCUAUCCGAGGAACCAAAUUGCUGCCCAUCAAUCGACCGGCGCCAUUGAUCGCCCACGCGCGCGUCGCUCCAUCAUCAACCGAUCGUCCUCCGCCGCGUUUCCGCGUUUUCUUCUCAAGCUCCGGCGGCCCGGUCCCCACCGGCGACGACCGACCGAAUUAAUGGCGCCGCCGCAGGGGCAGCAGGAGGAGCAGCGCGGGCGGCCGGCGAGCAGCUUCUGCGUGUGGCUGGUGACGGCGCUGCUGCUGGCGUCCGUGCUGGGCGGCGGCGCGUGCCUCGUGGCCUACGUCGUGCUGCCCCCCGGCGAGGCGCCCGGCUGGAUCGCCGCGGCCGGGCUGGCGCUCGUCGCGCUGCCCUGGGCCUUCUGGAUCGCCACGGGCCUCUACCGCUGCGUCACCACGCGCUCCGCCGACCGCGCCGCCGCCGCCGCCGUCGCGCCCGGCUCCGGCAGCAUGGUCUCGCGCGCCCAGGGCUCGUGA
Messenger RNA from Brachypodium distachyon (stiff brome), 620 nucleotides. RefSeq lists its product as uncharacterized. The transcript has a single exon. Bases 303 to 620 code for a protein of 105 amino acids. Lineage: Eukaryota; Viridiplantae; Streptophyta; Magnoliopsida; Poales; Poaceae. The record is from RefSeq and is a predicted model, not a curated record.